Hermetia illucens (black soldier fly) is the source of this 1623-nucleotide messenger RNA. Its product is annotated as sodium channel protein Nach-like. Gene Ontology annotation, molecular function: ligand-gated sodium channel activity. The record is from RefSeq and is a predicted model, not a curated record. Gene Ontology annotation, cellular component: membrane. Gene Ontology annotation, biological process: sodium ion transmembrane transport. NCBI's taxonomy places the organism in Eukaryota, Metazoa, Arthropoda, Insecta, Diptera, Stratiomyidae. The coding region runs from base 1 to 1623 and encodes 540 amino acids. The transcript has 6 exons.
AUGAGUCAAGUUUGGACUACGCAAAUCGGAAACAGUCAAAAUUUGCAAAGCAAAAACCCAACAAAGUUUUCGCGCAAGUGGUACCAAUUCUGGAUAGUUGACGCUUUGAAAGGUUACUGCAAUACUACAGGAUUACAUGGAUUCAAUUAUAUAACUCGCUCUAACACAACACGGGGAGAAAAAAUAUUCUGGAUUAUAGUUGUUAUAAUUGCAAUAAUUACGGCAAUUGCGUUGGUUGCCGUAUCGUCGCAAUGGAAUUCGGAAACGCCAACAGUAACAGUGUUUGAAAGUACCCAUUUUUCUACAUGGAACAUACCGUUCCCAGCAGUCUCAAUAUGCAAUUUCAAUAAAGUUUCCAGAAGGAAGGCCAUGCACCAGGCGAGAAUACUAAAGAAACCUGCAAAUAUAACAGUGGAAAGGUUAGCUAAACUAUUCUUGCUGAUUUUGGAUUUUAUAGAAGUUACUGACAGAGUAAAAGCGGAUUAUCUAACCCUGGGAGCAAUCCUGGACGAGAACAACAUGAGCACACUGGAAUUGUAUGAGAAAUUGGCACCAGAUUGUGACGAGAUGCUACUUCGAUGUGUUUGGAAAGGUACUGAGACUCGGUGCGAUACGUUAUUCCAAACGUCUAACUCUUCCAUUGGAAUAUGUUGCUCUUUUAAUUAUCAUGGAAUAGAAACCAGCAACAAUCCGAUGAAAGCUGGUCACAGUAUUCCGAGGAAACCUAGACACGUUACAGCCAGUGGCUAUCAAACAGGACUCACUGUUAUUCUAGAUCCAAUUGAAGAUGAUUAUUUUGGCACCCUUUUAAGUGGAUAUGGGUUUCGGAUAUUCAUUCACGGUGCAUAUGAUCAUCCGGGAACCAAUUCUGAGACCAAGGUUGUUACGACUACGACUGAAAACUUUAUAAGUCUCACACCAGAAUCUACGUACGCUACAUCAGAUUUACGUGGGCUUAGUCCAGCAAAUCGUGGCUGUCUAUUUCGGAGAGAACAGCAAAUGGGUGUUAUGCGAUAUUAUUCCUAUAUUAAUUGCUUAGCCGAAUGUCGGUCGAGGUUGUUCCAUGAGUCGUGUGGUUGUAUUCCGCCAGGGUUCCUGAAUAAUGGAAGCCACUCGACGUGUAGGAUGGACGCGAUUGAUUGCGUAUUGAAAAAUAAAAAUUCAAUCAAUACAGCAGCACCUAGUUUCACUAAAACUCUUCGUCAGAAUGGCACUGGUACUACCUCUACACUAGCAUGCAACUGUUUGCCUGAUUGUGAGUUAAACGAAUACCCAGGGGAAAUAGCGACGGGAAUUCUGAAUAGACAAUUUUCCUAUAAUUCUAUGAGCCUGUUUGAAGAUCUGAAACUUACCAGCGAAGUGGUCGUUCAUGUAUAUUUUGACGAUCUAAUCUCAACCCGCUAUCGGAAAGAUAUUUUCCAGAACUGGAUUUCCAUAUUGGCUUCGCUUGGAGGACUCUUAGGACUAGUUUUUGGAUUCAGCAUAGUAACUGCAAUUGAACUCGCAUACUACUUGACACUGCGUCCGCUUUUCCGAUAUUUUUUCCAACAACUAGCAAAAAAUCAAGGCAGGAUCGCUGUAGAAACAUUCAAUAAUAACAAGAAACGUACAACUGUCAAAUAG